AUGUUGUUCUCUCUGCGGCUAGCCGCCACGGUGGCGAUGCGGCGAUUUGGCGCAGACCCCGCACCGUGCCUCUGCGCGUGCCUGUCAAAUGUCUGCAAGGAGGCGGCAAGCGGGGCGCCCCAGCCGGCUGCGGCAGCCGCGCCAGUAGUGGGGGGACGAACAACCCCAGCGGCUGCCCGAGUGCCUAAAAAGACGAGAAACAAAGUGGGAGAGACCAAGGCGAUUAAGCAGGAGACUCCACGUGCCCCGCGCACAAAACUUGACAUCCCGGCGGCAUACACUUCGUAUCACAGCACCGUUCCCUUUAGCGACUUCAAGGAACGCUACGGCUCCUUGGCCCCUGGCGAGAAGGCUCUUCAGACAACGGUGCGUGUCGCAGGACGUGUCAUCAGCAUGCGAGAUAUGGGAAAGAUUUUCUUUGCCACGGUUCGCUCGGACGCGACGGAGCUGCAGGUUGUGGCCCAAGUGGGUGAGAACUUCACUCACGAGGGCCUUAAAAGGCUGAAGGUGUCAAUACGGGUUGGAGAUAUCAUUGGCGCGGAGGGAGUCCCGUGCCGCAUGCAGAAGGGUGAACUCUCUCUUGCGGCGUCCAGUGUCCUUGUGCUUAGCCCCUAUGUCUGCACGGACCAAGUGGUGUGUCCCGACCUGCGCGGCUUCACACAGUUGCAGGACAAUGACAUCAGAUACCGCUACCGUUUUGUCGACAUGAUGACCAACGUAGGCGUCAUCGACACAAUUAAGAAGCGGCAUGCAGUCCUGCAGGCUCUGCGCGAGUACCUCAACGAGCGGAAUUUCGUGGAGGUGGAGACGCCAAUUCUCCACACAGUAGCAUCUGGGGCGAACGCCAAGCCAUUCGUGACGUACCACAACGCCAACGCCACGGAUUUGUUCCUACGGGUGGCGCCAGAACUGCACCUGAAACAGUGUAUUGUUGGAGGAAUGGAACGCGUCUAUGAGAUUGGAAAGGUUUUUCGAAACGAGGAUGCCGACCGCAGCCACAACCCAGAGUUCACGAGCUGUGAGUUUUAUGCGGCGUACCACAACUACGAGGACCUUAUGCCCAUGACGGAGGGCAUACUGCGCCACCUGGCGAUGCGUUCCAACGGAACAUCCGUAGUUGAAGUUCGCUCAGAGCACACAAAUGAGGUGGUCACGAUUGACUUGAGUAAACCGUUUCACCGUGUGAGUGUGUACGACGAGAUUCAGAGGGCGGCGGGUGUCGACCUUCCCCCGCCGAACGAGCUGAACACGCCUAGGGGGCUCGCGUACAUGUCCGCAAUUAUGCUGCGCCACGAUAUUCCGUUGCCAUCGGUGCGAACGGCGUCGAAAAUGUUUGACAAACUCAUCGACUUCUUUAUUACCGAGCGAGUAGUGGAGCCGACGUUUCUGAUGGACCACCCGCUGUUUAUGAGUCCCCUCGCAAAGGAGCAUGCAUCGAGGCCAGGACUGGCGGAGCGGUUUGAGCUCUUUAUCAACGGCGUGGAGUAUUGCAAUGCGUACAGCGAGCUCAACGACCCACAGGAGCAGUAUUACCGCUUCCAACAGCAGCUCGUGGACCGGCAAUGCGGCGAUGAAGAGGCCAUGCCGCUAGACGAGACAUUUCUAAAGUCGCUGCAGGUGGGACUCCCUCCCACCGCUGGAUGGGGUAUGGGAAUCGACCGCGUCGUGAUGCUUCUCACAAACUCUACUACUAUUCGUGAUGGCAUCAUAUUUCCUUUGUUACGGCACGAUGCUCGAUCUCAUGACUCUAGGCGGCGCCACAAAACGGCGAGCUUCUUUGAUUUCAACCAGCAGAUGACGCUGUUCUGUCUCAGCGGUGUGGAGCAGGAGAUGAAACGGUGCGGACUUCCCGAGGAGUCGUGUGCUCGUAUUCGUGAAAUGCGGAAGAUGAUCAUGGAAUUAGGGCAGCGCUGUGAGACCCACAAUGCGUCAAUGACAGGAUGCCGCUGGACAGAGUGGCGAUUAGGAUUAACACUGGCGAUAAUACGUCUUUUCUGCGGGGCGCCGAGGUUGUGA
Molecule: messenger RNA, 2016 nt
Organism: Trypanosoma grayi
Lineage: Eukaryota; Euglenozoa; Kinetoplastea; Trypanosomatida; Trypanosomatidae
Product: lysyl-tRNA synthetase
Exons: 1
Coding region: 1-2016 (671 amino acids)
Biological process (GO): lysyl-tRNA aminoacylation
Cellular component (GO): cytosol; cytoplasm
Molecular function (GO): lysine-tRNA ligase activity; ATP binding; tRNA binding
Source: RefSeq, a predicted model, not a curated record